AUUCUCUCUUCAGGCUCAGUCAUUCCUGACGUGACCCAAGAAGGGGAUGAGAAAUCACACAGCAAUAACAACAUUCAUCUUGCUGGGGAUGACAGAUAACCCAAGAUUACAAAUUCUGAUUUUGAUAUUUUUAUUUUUUACCUACUUUUUGAGUGUGGCUGGGAAUCUGACAAUUAUCAUCCUCACACUUCUGGAUUCCCAUCUUAAAACUCCCAUGUAUUUUUUCCUCCGAAAUUUCUCUUUCUUGGAAGUCUCAUUCACCACUGUCUGUAUUCCCAGAUACCUCUACAGCCUGACAACUGGUGAUAACACUAUUACCUAUAAUGCGUGUGCCACCCAAAUAUUUUUUGGGGUCCUCUUUGGAGCAACUGAAUUUUUUCUCCUUGCUGCCAUGUCCUAUGACCGCUAUGUGGCCAUCUGUAAGCCCUUGCACUACAUGACCAUCAUGAGCAACAAGGUCUGCACUAGAAUCAUGAUCUUCUGUUGGUUUUCUGGCUUGUUAAUUAUUGUCCCACCGCUUAGCAUGGGUCUCAAGCUGGAAUUUUGUAACUCAAAUCUCAUUGAUAGUUUUGGCUGUGAUGUAUAUCCUAUUUUAUUGAUCUCCUGUUCGGACAUAGUUUUUAUAGAAAAAAUUAUUUUAGCUUUUGCUGUGCUAACAUUGAUUAUUACCUUACUGGGUGUGGUUCUGUCCUACACUUACAUCAUAAAAACGAUUUUAAAGUUCCCUUCUGUUCAACAAAGAAAAAAGGCUUUUUCCACCUGUUCUUCUCACAUGAUUGUGGUUUCCAUGACCUAUGGCAGCUGCAUCUUUGCCUACGUGAAACCAAGUAAGGAAGGAGUGUACCUUAACAAGAUCGUGGGCAUACUCACGACGUCGGUGGCCCCUAUGCUUAACCCUUUCAUUUAUACCCUCAGAAACAAACAAGUAAAAGAUGCCUUCAAAAACUCAAUAAAAAUGAUUGCAUUUCACACAAAGAAGUGA
This is a messenger RNA of Echinops telfairi (small Madagascar hedgehog), 982 nucleotides long. RefSeq names its product olfactory receptor 6C2-like. Gene Ontology annotation, molecular function: G protein-coupled receptor activity; olfactory receptor activity. The record is from RefSeq and is a predicted model, not a curated record. The transcript has a single exon. Lineage: Eukaryota; Metazoa; Chordata; Mammalia; Afrosoricida; Tenrecidae. Gene Ontology annotation, biological process: G protein-coupled receptor signaling pathway. Gene Ontology annotation, cellular component: membrane. Bases 47 to 982 code for a protein of 311 amino acids.